GGGAGGUAGAAAGCUCAGUACCGAAGUCCAUGAAAUGACUUCCUCAUUUUUUUACUAUUAAUUUAUGCUAAAAAGAAAACUGACAAGACUAGUCAAAUGAAUUAUUCGUGGACCUGGUUACAAAAAGAGUGUUUGCUAAAUAUUUUGCGAGACCUAACUGCUCAAAAUCAGCAGAACGAACAGCCCAACAAAUUGCAGUUAAUCAACCGGUUUGUACUGAGCAGUUGAUUUCAAAUUUGUGAAGACAGAAACUCUCUGCCAGACAGGAACAACAAAAAAUGAAAACACCCAGACAAAUCUGACAUUUAAGGAAGAGAGAACUUCACUUCUAGAGCAUGGUACAUUUGUUUUCCAAGCCAUGAAAGUGCUUUAAAAGGUGCAACAGAUCCUUUAUUCCAGAAAUGGAAAAGACAGGAGCAAACCAGAGUUCCCAGGAUAGAUGUGAAGAGGGCAUCUUGAAGAGAUCCCCAUUUCAGUUGAUUAUGAACCAAAUCCAAAGGAAGAAAUCCUCUGUGGAAAAGGGAAAACAUCAGUGCUCAUCAGGCACUAGAUUCUUCAGGGGCUUACACGCUGGGAAAUCUGAUGGCGAAAGCAAAAGAGAAAGUGAAGGAGCAGAAAUCAAUAACUCUAGACCAGAUAAUCAGAAUGAGGAGCAAGCUUCCGGUGUAGCAGACAAACCUCCACAUCUCAUUUCCAAAACAAGCACAACAUCUGGUAUGUGGAGCGUUAAGCAGUUCAUGCAGAAACUGGGUAAGAAGCCCAACAGCAAGAAUAUGGACCUAAAUAAUUGUGCAUUAGAUGCAACAGAUUUAAUGGAGCUGGUUGCUGUGUUACCUUUUCUACCAGAGCUGGAGGAGCUCAAUCUUUCCUGGAAUGAUUUUGUGGGAGGGGCUCUGAAAUCCCUUGCUUUUCGGCUCCAUCAUGUGAGCAAGUUAAAAAUCCUCCAACUAAACAACUGCAAGUUGACAGCUGAGGAUGUUACUUCUUUAGGAGAGGCACUUGAAAUCAUUCCUCACCUUGAAGAACUGGAUUUAUCCUGGAAUAAUAACAUAGGUGGAAAACUAUCCCUCUUGACCAAAAGAUUCCAGGUAGGCUGCAAGAUCAAAAUCCUAAAAUUUACAGAUUGCAGUCUAACAGCAAAAGAUGGAGAAUCUCUAGCUCAGGUUCUAAAUGUCAUCCAUGACCUUGAAGUAUUAGAUAUUUCUAUUAACAGAAACAUUGGCUGCAGUCUGAAGAGUAUUGCUCAGGAAUUGAAAAAUGUGCCAGUUUUGAAAGAAUUAAAUUUGCACAUGUGUGGAUUAAAGCAAGAUGGCCUCCAGUAUUUAGACAGGGCUUUCCAGUACUUACCAGAGCUAAACAAAUUAGACCUAUCGUGCAAUAAAGAAAUUGGUGGAGGGUUUAAGGACUCAGCAGCUCAUUUGGCCAGUUUUAAAGACCUAGAAGUCCUGGAUCUCCACCAGUGCUGUGUAACAGAAGAGGACAUGGUGGUUCUCACACAGGUGAUACCUUUACUCUCGAGUCUUCAGGAGCUGAAUUUAUCAUCCAAUAAAAACAUUGGAGUGUCUUCCAACUAUCUUUUUAGCAGGCUCAGAUUUUUACCAAAGUUGAAAUCUGUGAUCGUCAGCAGUUGCUCUUUAGGGGAAGAUUCUUUUGCAUCACUAGCUGAGACUGCCCUUCACCUCCCUGAACUGGAGAUAUUAGACCUUUCUUGGAAUAAAUGCGUUGGUGGGAACCUAAAGCUGCUUUUGGAAGCACUAAAGCUUGCAACGGAAAUUCGAACGUUGAGACUGAGCAGCUGUAACUUGGUGGCUGAGGAUCUGACUCUGUUAGCAUUAGAGGUCCAAGCUGGUCAUCUAGCCAAAUUACAGAAGCUAGACCUGAGUUAUAAUGACAGUGUUUCUGAUGAAGGAUGGGCCACUUUCUUUAAAGACUUAACUGCACUCAAAGAACUUUCAGAGUUGGACGUCAGUCUUCGGCCGUCAUCUUGUCGUGACUGUGGAAUGUGGUUCAGCAAGUUGUUAACAGAUUUGUCAAAGCUGCCUGCAUUCAGAGAGAUAGGGAUGCAAAGGUGGGCCCUUCCGGAAUCACAGCAGAGACAACUGGAAAGCUUUAAUCAGGAUGCCAAAAGGAAUGUUCACUUUGACUAUUGAUGCACGGCCUGGGUUUCUGAAAAGACCUUUCCAAGUAGCACAUGCAUUAUGUAUUGUGUGAUUCUGACUCAGAAAAUAGCCUAUUUUUUACUAGUAAAUCUGUUUUCAUCAUGUCUCUUGAAAUAGUUCCCAACUACACAACGUUAUUUAACAUGUGAAAUACACAGAUAACGCCAUUUGAUCACAUAAACUCCAAAUGUCUGGGUAUGUAAGGAAGGUCAAUCUUUCUUAUAUACAUAUCUAACUGU
Molecule: messenger RNA, 2398 nt
Organism: Trachemys scripta elegans
Lineage: Eukaryota; Metazoa; Chordata; Testudines; Emydidae
Gene: LRRC31
Product: leucine rich repeat containing 31
Exons: 10
Coding region: 402-2150 (582 amino acids)
Molecular function (GO): protein binding
Source: RefSeq, a predicted model, not a curated record